Molecule: messenger RNA, 1971 nt
Organism: Ictidomys tridecemlineatus (thirteen-lined ground squirrel)
Lineage: Eukaryota; Metazoa; Chordata; Mammalia; Rodentia; Sciuridae
Gene: Hars1
Product: histidyl-tRNA synthetase 1
Biological process (GO): histidyl-tRNA aminoacylation; mitochondrial translation
Cellular component (GO): mitochondrion; cytoplasm; cytosol
Molecular function (GO): identical protein binding; RNA binding; histidine-tRNA ligase activity
Source: RefSeq, a predicted model, not a curated record
GCCAGCGACUCGAUAGCCGGAAGUCGUCCGGGUUGCUGUCGAGUCCACCCAGGCUGGUCUAGACCUCAGUCGGCUCUGGUUGGCAGACGGAAUGGCAGAGCGAGCUAAGCUGGAAGAGCUGGUGCGACUUCAGGGAGAGCGCGUGCGGGGUCUCAAGCAGCAGAAGGCCAGCACCGAGCAGAUCGAAGAGGAGGUGGCAAAACUACUGAAACUGAAGGCACAGCUGGGCCCUGAUGAAAGCAAACAGAAGUUUGUGCUCAAAACCCCCAAGGGCACAAGAGACUACAGUCCCCGGCAGAUGGCAGUUCGGGAGAAGGUUUUUGAUGUAAUCAUCCGCUGCUUCAAACGCCAUGGUGCAGAAGUAAUUGAUACACCUGUGUUUGAACUAAAGGAAACACUAACAGGAAAAUAUGGAGAAGACUCGAAGCUUAUCUAUGACCUGAAGGACCAGGGUGGGGAGCUGUUGUCCCUUCGUUAUGAUCUUACUGUUCCUUUUGCUCGGUAUUUGGCAAUGAAUAAACUGACCAACAUUAAACGUUAUCACAUAGCUAAGGUAUACCGGCGGGAUAAUCCAGCCAUGACCCGAGGCCGAUAUCGGGAAUUCUACCAGUGUGAUUUUGACAUUGCUGGGCAAUUUGACCCCAUGAUUCCUGAUGCAGAGUGCCUGAAGAUCAUGUGUGAGAUCCUGAGUUCACUUCAGAUAGGCGACUUCCUGGUCAAGGUUAAUGAUCGGCGCAUCCUCGAUGGAAUGUUUGCCAUCUGUGGUGUUCCUGAUGACAAGUUCCGUACCAUCUGCUCCUCAGUGGACAAACUGGACAAGGUAUCCUGGGAGGAAGUGAAGAAUGAGAUGGUAGGAGAGAAGGGCCUUGCACCUGAAGUAGCUGACCGCAUUGGGGACUAUGUCCAACAACAUGGUGGGGUAUCUCUGGUGGAGCAGCUGCUACAGGAUCCUAAAUUAUCCCAGAGCAAGCAGGCCUUGGAAGGCCUAGGAGAUCUGAAGUUGUUGUUUGAGUACCUGAACCUGUUUGGCAUUGCUGACAAGAUCUCCUUUGACCUGAGCCUUGCUCGAGGACUAGACUACUAUACUGGGGUGAUCUAUGAGGCAGUGUUGCUACAGACCCCAACCCAAGCAGGGGAAGAGCCUCUAGGUGUAGGCAGUAUAGCUGCUGGAGGGCGCUAUGAUGGGCUGGUGGGCAUGUUCGACCCCAAAGGGCGCAAGGUGCCAUGCGUGGGGCUCAGCAUUGGAGUGGAGCGGAUCUUCUCCAUCGUGGAGCAGAGAUUAGAGGCUUUAGAGGAGAAGGUCCGGACCACAGAGACACAGGUGCUUGUGGCAUCUGCACAGAAGAAACUGCUGGAGGAGAGACUGAAGCUUGUCUCAGAGCUGUGGGAUGCUGGGAUCAAGGCUGAGCUGCUCUACAAGAAGAACCCAAAGUUACUGAAUCAGUUGCAGUACUGUGAGGAAGCAGGCAUCCCACUGGUGGCCAUCAUCGGGGAGCAGGAGCUCAAGGAAGGGGUUAUCAAGCUCCGUUCAGUGGCUAGCAGGGAAGAGGUGGACGUCAGAAGAGAAGACCUUGUGGAAGAGAUCAGGAGGAGAACAAGCCAACCCCUCUGCAUCUGCUGAACUGAGUAAACUAUGAAAGGAAAGUGGGACUGGCAUUGUUUGAGACUAAAACAAAACUGCAUAUGUACUUCAACAGCUUUGCACAUUCCUGUUGCAGCAGGAAGACUUCAAAUGUGGUCAGAACAGAGACUUUUUAUUUUUAUUAUGAUUAUCUUACUGGUAAUCAGUGACAAAAGUGGCCAAGUACUACACCACUUUUAUAGAAGGCCAUGGGGAUUAGACGAGUCUUUUUCCUGAGUUACCUGUGGGGGUUCUGAAAUGGCCUCAACCACAGGGUCCCAUACCAGAUGGAGCAGAUGUCUUCCUGCAACUAAUCGCCAAAGGUCUAAUAAAAUGUCUCAACCACUGGA